GGCCGGCUGGCCGCCUGCUUUCUCCGCCGGCCGCGGGGCCCCCGGCUGCCCCCACUGCUGUGCCCCCGGCCGCCGGCCAGCCGCGUCCCACAGCUCCGGCCUCCCGCGGGCCAAUGCCCGCUCGCAUCGGCUACUACGAGAUCGACCGCACCAUCGGCAAGGGCAACUUCGCUGUGGUCAAGCGGGCCACGCACCUCGUCACCAAGGCCAAGGUUGCUAUUAAAAUCAUAGACAAGACACAGCUGGAUGAUGAAAACUUGAAGAAGAUUUUCCGGGAGGUUCAGAUAAUGAAGAUGCUUUGCCAUCCACACAUCAUCAGGCUCUACCAGGUCAUGGAGACAGAACGGAUGAUUUAUCUGGUGACAGAAUAUGCUAGCGGAGGGGAAAUAUUUGACCACCUGGUGGCGCACGGAAGAAUGGCAGAGAAGGAAGCUCGACGGAAGUUCAAACAGAUUGUCACAGCUGUCUAUUUUUGUCACUGUCGGAAUAUUGUUCAUCGUGAUUUAAAAGCUGAAAAUUUGCUUCUGGACGCCAAUCUGAAUAUCAAAAUUGCAGACUUCGGCUUCAGCAACCUCUUCACUCCUGGGCAGCUUCUGAAGACAUGGUGUGGCAGCCCUCCCUAUGCUGCACCGGAGCUCUUUGAAGGGAAGGAGUAUGACGGGCCCAAAGUAGACAUCUGGAGUCUCGGAGUUGUCCUCUACGUGCUUGUGUGUGGUGCCCUGCCAUUUGAUGGGAGCACACUGCAGAACCUGCGGGCCCGGGUGCUCAGUGGAAAGUUCCGCAUCCCAUUUUUUAUGUCCACAGAGUGUGAGCACUUGAUCCGCCACAUGCUGGUGUUAGACCCAAAUAAGCGCCUCUCGAUGGAGCAGAUCUGCAGGCACAAGUGGAUGAAGCUGGGGGAUGCGGAUCCCAACUUUGAGAGGUUAAUAGCUGAAUGCCAGCAGCUGAAGGAGGAGAGACAGACAGAUGCUCUCAAUGAUGAUGUCCUCUUGGCCAUGGAAGACAUGGGAUUGGACAAGGAGCGCACACUUCAGUCUUUAAGAUCAGAUGCCUAUGAUCACUAUAGUGCAAUCUACAGCCUGCUGUGUGAUCGUCAUAAGCGACAUAAAACUCUGCGUCUCGGAGCACUUCCCAGCAUGCCCCGAGCCAUGGCAUUUCAAGCAUCAGUCAAUAUCCAGGCAGAGCAGACAGGUGCCGCUAUGAACAUCAGCGUCCCCCAAGUUCAGCUGAUCAACCCAGAGAACCAGAUUAUAGAGCCUGACGGGACAGUGAACUUGGACAGCGAUGAGGGUGAAGAGCCUUCUCCGGAAGCCUUGGUCCGUUAUUUGUCAAUGAGGAGACACACGGUGGGAGUGGCUGACCCACGCACGGAAGUUAUGGAAGACCUGCAGAAGCUCCUGCCUGGCUUUCCUGGAGUGAACCCACAGGCUCCGUUCCUGCAGGUGGCCCCUACCAUGAACUUCAUGCACAACCUGUUGCCCAUGCAGAGUCUGCAGCCACCCGGGCAGCUCGAGUACAAGGAGCAGUCUCUGUUACAGCCACCUACACUACAGCUGCUGAAUGGAAUGGGGCCCCUUGGCCGGAGAGCCUCAGAUGGAGGCGCCAACAUCCAGCUGCAUGCCCAGCAGCUGCUGAAGCGCCCACGGGGACCCUCCCCACUUGUCACCAUGACACCAGCAGUGCCAGCGGUUACCCCUGUGGAUGAGGAGAGCUCGGAUGGGGAGCCAGAUCAGGAAGCUGUGCAGAGGUACUUGGCAAAUAGGUCCAAAAGGCAUACACUGGCCAUGACCAGCCCGACAGCUGAGAUCCCACCGGACCUGCAACGGCAGCUAGGACAGCAGUCUUUCCGUUCCCGGGUCUGGCCUCCUCACCUGGUACCUGACCAGCAUCGCUCCACCUACAAGGACUCCAACACCCUGCACCUCCCUACGGAGCGUUUCUCCCCCGUGCGCCGGUUCUCAGAUGGGGCUGCAAGCAUCCAGGCCUUCAAAGCUCAUCUGGAAAAAAUGGGCAACAACAGCAGCAUCAAACAGUUACAACAGGAGUGUGAGCAGCUGCAGAAGAUGUACGGGGGGCAGAUUGAUGAGAGAACCCUGGAGAAGACCCAGCAGCAGCAUAUGCUGUACCAGCAGGAGCAGCACCAUCAGAUUCUCCAGCAGCAAAUUCAAGAUUCUAUUUGUUCUCCUCAGCCUUCCCCACCUCUUCAGGCUGCAUGUGAAAAUCAGCCAGCUCUCCUCACCCACCAGCUCCAGAGGUUAAGGAUUCAGCCUUCAAGCCCGCCCCCCAACCACCCCAACAACCAUCUCUUCAGGCAGCCAAGUAAUAGUCCUCCUCCCGCCAGCACUGCCAUGAUCCCGCCUCACGGUGCUACGUCUCCCUCCCAGUUUCAAGGCUUACCCUCCCAUGGUGCAAUCUUCCAGCAGCAGCCUGGCAACUGUUCCCCACCUCCCAGUAUAGCACUAACCUGCUUGGGCCUACAGCAAGCCAGCCAGUCACAGCCAGUGACCAUCCAGCUACAGGAGCCUGUCGACAUGCUCAGCAACAUGGCUGGGACAACUGCAGGCUCUGCGGGGCGGAGCAUCGCCAUCAGCCCCAGUGCCAGUCAGAUUCCGAUACAGCACCGUACCAGCCUAAUGGCUCCCUUCAGCUAUGGGCACCGACCCUUGUCCAAGCAGCUGAGUGCCGACAGCGCAGAGGCCCACAGCUUGAACGUGAAUCGCUUCUCCCCUGCUAACUACGACCAGGGGCAUUUACACCCCCAUCUAUUUUCGGACCAGCCCCGGGGGUCCCCCAGCAGCUACAGCCCUUCAACAGGAGUGGGGUUUCCUCCAGCUCAAGCCCUGAAAGUCCCUCCACUUGACCAGUUCCCCACUUUCCCUCCCAGUGCACAUCAACAGCAGCCACCACACUAUACCACAUCAGCACUACAGCAAGCUCUGCUCUCCCCUACACCGCCAGACUAUACCAGACACCAGCAGGUUCCCCACAUCCUUCAAGGACUGCUCUCUCCCCGGCAUUCGCUCACCGGCCACUCGGACAUUCGGCUGCCUCCAGCAGAGUUUGCACAGCUCAUUAAAAGGCAGCAACAGCAUCGACAGCAGCAGCAGCAGCAGCAACAACAACAGCAGCAAGAAUACCAUGAAUUGUUCAGGCACAUGAACCAAGGGGAUGCUGGUAGCCUAGCUCCCAGCCUCGGGGGACAGAGUAUGACAGAGCGCCAGGCUUUAUCUUAUCAAAAUGCUGACUCGUACCACCGCCACCACAGCAGCCCUCAGCAUCUCCUACAGAUCAGGGCACAAGAGUGUAUCUCACAGGGUCCCUCGCCCUCCCCCACCCAUGGGUAUGCCUGUCAGCCGCCACUGAUGCACUCGGAGAGCAUGGAAGAGGACUGCUUGUGUGAGGGGGCCAAGGAGGGCUUCCCAGACAAGAGCUCGAGCACACUGACCAAAGGUUGCCACGACAGCCCUCUGCUCUUGAGCACCAGUGGGCCUGUGGACCCCGAGUCUUUGCUGGGAACUGUGAGUCAGGCCCGAGAGCUGGGGAUCCAUCCCUACGGACACCAGCCAGCUGCCACGUUCAAUAGAAAUAAGGUGCCCAGCCGAGAGUCUGUCAUAGGGAACUGCUUAGAUAGGAGUUCUCCUGGACCAGCAGUGGAGCUGCCGGAUCACAAUGGGCUCGGGUAUCCAACACGGCCCUCGGCCAGUGAGCACCUCAGGUCCCGGACCCUCCAGAGACACCACACGAUCCAGAACAGCGAUGAUGCUUAUGUGCAGCUGGACACCUUGCCAGGCAUGAGCCUGGUAGCAGGGAAAGCACUGAGCUCCGCCCGGAUGUCAGAUGCCGUUCUCAGCCAGUCUUCACUCAUGGGCAGCCAGCAGUUUGAGGAUGGGGAAGAUGAAGAGUGUGGGGUGAGCCUGGGAGGCCUCGAGCACCCAGGCCUGAGUGAUGGCAGCCAGCAUUUAAACUCCUCUCGCUAUCCAUCUACGUGUGUUACAGACAUCCUGCUCAGCCACAAGCACCCCGAGGUCUCCUUCAGCAUGGAGCAGGCCGGCGUGUAGCAAGAUAUGGAGAGAAUCCCGUCUGCUUCAUAGGUUCGUGUACAGUUCCAGGAGAAGGCCGACUGUAAAAUCACAGUGUCCAGCAGCGUCAUACCACGUUGCCAUCUGUGUCUCUGCCAGAACAGUGCAGCUCCUUUCCCCACACUGGGCAACCAGUAGGCCGUCGCUUGGGUUGUGAGGGGCUUUUGCCAUGUUUGUUUGUAUGACCAAGGCACCAAGGAAAUAAACAGGAAAUCUGUGUUCUCCAUCCUACAUGAGCUGGCAUCUAGCGUCCUUGAGUUGAGUUCUGGUGAUGGAGGUUUGCUUGUGUUUUGUUUUGGCAAUU
Molecule: messenger RNA, 4383 nt
Organism: Acomys russatus (golden spiny mouse)
Lineage: Eukaryota; Metazoa; Chordata; Mammalia; Rodentia; Muridae
Gene: Sik3
Product: SIK family kinase 3
Exons: 25
Coding region: 114-4058 (1314 amino acids)
Biological process (GO): protein phosphorylation; intracellular signal transduction; microtubule cytoskeleton organization
Cellular component (GO): cytoplasm
Molecular function (GO): ATP binding; tau-protein kinase activity; protein serine/threonine kinase activity
Source: RefSeq, a predicted model, not a curated record